Molecule: messenger RNA, 663 nt
Organism: Rangifer tarandus platyrhynchus (Svalbard reindeer)
Lineage: Eukaryota; Metazoa; Chordata; Mammalia; Artiodactyla; Cervidae
Source: the annotation of a GenBank genome assembly
AUGGCUGAAUAUUUAGCAUCGAUAUUCGGGACUGAGAAGGACAAGGUUAACUGCUCUUUUUACUUUAAGAUCGGGGCCUGCCGGCACGGGGACCGGUGCUCCCGGCUUCACAACAAGCCGACUUUCAGCCAGACCAUAGUGCUGCUCAACCUGUAUCGGAAUCCACAGAACACCGCCCAAACCGCAGACGGAUCGCACUGUCACGUGAGCGACGUGGAGGUGCAAGAACACUACGAUAACUUCUUCGAGGAAGUGUUCACCGAACUGCAGGAGAAGUACGGGGAGAUCGAAGAGAUGAAUGUGUGCGACAACCUGGGGGAUCACCUCGUGGGCAAUGUUUAUGUCAAGUUUCGGCGCGAGGAAGAUGCAGAGCGGGCAGUGGUUGAGCUCAAUAACCGUUGGUUCAACGGGCAAGCUGUGCAUGCCGAGCUGUCUCCCGUCACCGAUUUCCGGGAGUCGUGCUGUCGGCAGUAUGAGAUGGGGGAGUGUACCCGCGGUGGUUUCUGCAACUUCAUGCACCUGCGACCCAUUUCCCGCGACCUCCGGCGGCAGCUCUACGGGCGGGGACCCAGACGCAGGUCACCCCCAAGGUCCCAUACUGGCCACCGUCCCCGAGAAAGAAAUCGACGACGGUCCCCAGACCACCGGCAUGGCCGUUUCUGA